Molecule: messenger RNA, 948 nt
Organism: Hippopotamus amphibius kiboko
Lineage: Eukaryota; Metazoa; Chordata; Mammalia; Artiodactyla; Hippopotamidae
Product: olfactory receptor 476-like
Exons: 1
Coding region: 1-948 (315 amino acids)
Biological process (GO): sensory perception of smell; G protein-coupled receptor signaling pathway
Cellular component (GO): membrane
Molecular function (GO): odorant binding; olfactory receptor activity; G protein-coupled receptor activity
Source: RefSeq, a predicted model, not a curated record
AUGGCGUGGGAACAGAAUCACACCACAGUGACACGAUUCAUCCUGCUGGGCCUCACAGACCGGGCAGACCAAAAACAACUCCUCUUUGCCAUCUUCCUGCUGAUCUACUCUGUGACUCUGGUGGGCAACCUGGGCCUGAUAGACCUGAUCCGCGCCAGCACCACCCUCCACACCCCCAUGUACUUCCUCCUGAGCGUGCUUUCCUUCCUUGACGUCUGCAAUUCCUCCGUGUUCACCCCCAGGCUGCUGAUCAGCUUCCUCACCACUAACCAGUCCAUCUCCUUCAUGGGCUGUGUGGUCCAGAUGGGCCUCAUGACUCUCCAUGGCUCAGGAGAGUGUGUGAUGCUGGCCAUCAUGGCCUAUGACCGAUUCGUGGCCAUCUGCCACCCUCUCCUCUAUCACACCAUCAUGUCCAGGCGUUUGUGUAUCCGGCUGGUGGUGGUCACCUAUGUUACAGGGGUAUUCAUUUCAGCAGUGCAGACAGGGAAUGUCUUCAUCUUGCCUUACUGUGGUCCCAACAUCAUUGAUCACUACUUCUGUGACAUCCCCCCUGUGCUCCAACUGGCCUGCUCAGACACCACCAUAGCCAGUGUCAUCUUGCUCAUCUUUUCUUCCUUGAUCACUGUCCCCACAAUCUCGGUCAUCUUGGUCUCUUAUGCCUACAUCCUGGUCACAAUCUGUAGGAUGAGGUCCCUGGAGGCCCAGCGCAAGGCCUUCUCCACCUGUGCCUCCCACCUCACUGCCCUCUCCCUUUUCUAUGGGCCUGUGUUCCUUGUAUACAUCCAACCUAACCCUGAAAGUGUUUCAGCCUAUAACAAGAUCCUCUCUGUGUUCUACACCAUUGUGAUCCCCAUGCUGAACCCACUGGUCUACAGCCUACGGAAUAAAGAUGUCAAGGCUGCUGGACAAGUUACGGUUCUUAACCUAAGCAGAAAAGGAAUUUGUUAG